Loxodonta africana (African savanna elephant) is the source of this 1403-nucleotide messenger RNA. Its product is annotated as meiosis 1 arrest protein-like. Lineage: Eukaryota; Metazoa; Chordata; Mammalia; Proboscidea; Elephantidae. The record is from RefSeq and is a predicted model, not a curated record. Bases 149 to 688 code for a protein of 179 amino acids. The transcript has 3 exons. Gene Ontology annotation, biological process: meiosis I; spermatogenesis; male meiosis chromosome separation.
AGUGCCUUGUGGCAUUGGUGAUUCAGAUCAGACAGGAAGGUCUUCCCUCUCAGGGCCAAAGUGAAAUGGCUCAGCCCUCCCUGACUCCCCUAGAGGAACUCAGCAGCCUCAACAGGGACUGAUCCUCAAAAGGUGCCAAGGACUGGAGAUGAACCAGGGUUUGUGUAUGUCCUUGUUUCAGAAAAGAGAGUGGCUGCUGUUGGCCAAAGGGGAACCCCUGAGCCUGGGACAGAGCCAGAGAGCCCCUGCCAGCACCUUCUAUGUGAUCAUGCCAUCGCCCUCCCUCACUCUGCUAGUCAAGGCAGUGGCCACGCGGGAACUGAUGCUGCCCAGCCUCUUCCCCCUGCUACCUGAAGACCCACCUGAUGACAGCCUGAAGACUGUGGAGAGCAUCCUCGACAGCCUGGAGCUGGAGCCCACCUACAACCCCUUGCAGGUCUGGAGCCACCUGUACUCACACCUGAGUAGCACCCUGGCCAAGCCUCAAGGGCGGCUCCAGUCAAGCAGGGAGAGCAGAACCCUGAGAAAGGCUGGGCAAUUGCAGGCCAACCGAGUUCGAGCCACAGUGGCCCCUCUGCCUGUGACUCCAGCCCCAGGCAGAGCCCCCAAGAUGCCAGCAGCCCAGAAAGCUCCCUGGGAAGGCUUCUUGCUGCCUUCCAAUGAGGAAGAGGAAGAGGAGUAUCCCUGAGGACCCUAAGGGGCUGGUGCGAGCCGGCUGACCUGCUCAACCACACCCACACUAUGGCUCACAAGUGGCUGUCUGUGGUCAGACUUGCCAUCUGUCCACCUAAGCCUCCUCGUGCUGCCAGGAAGCAGGGGCUGUAGUUUUCUUUUGGAUCAUUUGAUACCGUUAACAGGGAGAUUAAACUCGUUCAGCCUCCACCAUUGUCAGGAGCAUUCCCAACUGAGAACGUCUCCUGGUAGCCUUGCAAGCAGGUGGAUGGGGUCAGGUCACCCUCGGGAAACUGGGCCUCAGGAGAAAAGGACGAGGUUUUCAGAGCUCACGAAAAACCACCCAAAACCAAACCCACUGCCAUCGAGUCAAUUCCGACUCAUAGCAACCCUACAGGACAGAGUAGAACUGCCCCAUAGAGUUUCCAAGGAGCGCCUGGCGGAUUUGAACUGCCAACCUCUUGGUUAGCAGCUGUAGCACUUAACCACUACGCCACCAGUGUUUCCCAUGAAAAACCAGCAGGAGUGAAAUCCAAGCCUAGUUCCAAAGCCGGCGCCCCUCCCGCUACACCCACCACACUGCAGGUCUCUUCAGCUUCCAGACAGACAAGUGGUUGUUGGGGUACCCAUAUGCAAAGUGGGGGUGCGUGGUCAGGGGAGAGGAUGGUGUGAAAAGGGCCUACCCCCUCUCCCCUCACCCUACACCUGCCCACUUUCCUGUCAGCACCGCC